Trypanosoma rangeli is the source of this 780-nucleotide messenger RNA. RefSeq lists its product as uncharacterized. NCBI's taxonomy places the organism in Eukaryota, Euglenozoa, Kinetoplastea, Trypanosomatida, Trypanosomatidae. The transcript has a single exon. The coding region runs from base 1 to 780 and encodes 259 amino acids. The record is from RefSeq and is a predicted model, not a curated record.
AUGAUGAAUAAAACACGACUUCUGCUGGCAGCGGAGUUCAAACAAAAGUCCCGCUGGUCGAACGUUUGGCCCAACAUGCAUUACGGUGCCAUGUACCUUAACUACAGUGUCGGACGAAAACUUCCAAUGAAAGGGGUAAAUUGGGUCACGCGGGACUCCAACCGUUUGAUCAACUUUGCAAAUCGAUAUCAGUCUGUUAUAGAUGACAUUGAUGUGAAGAAGAACGAAGAGGAACUUGGCAUUAAUAUGCAAGAUAUCCGCUGGAACGAUCACCGACGCAUUUACUGGAACUGCGCCUUCUGCGGAUCCUCCUAUCGUAAGAGUGUCAGUGUGCGCACAAAGUUUCAUGCGGGCUGCAACUUUUGCAAGGGCCGAUAUCCUUCCGAGGUGCUCCGCGAGCAGCAUGCGAGUCCAUCGCUCGCAGCCUCCGUCCCUGAGCUUGUAAGGCAGCUUACGGAGACUGACAAAGUGGAUAACCUGGGGUCGUUAGCGUGCACGAGCAAGUUUCGCGCAGAGUGGAAGUGUCAGGGCUGUGGUGGCUCCUACCGCGCGAGCGUGCGCAGUCGCACAGGCAACGUGGAGCGUGGUCAGUGCCCGCUGCAUCCAAAUAUUGUCGAUUGGUCAGCGUACUGUCCGUCGUGUGCAUGGAGGCCAAACAUGGUCCCUGUCGCGGAGGAAGUGCAACGCACUGGGCAGUUCCUUGGAUUAGAAGGAGUGUCGGGAAAAAAUGAACCACCACCACCGACGCGAAUUCCACGCCGCAAGAAGUUGGCUCUGUGA